This is a messenger RNA of Ochotona curzoniae (black-lipped pika), 2467 nucleotides long. RefSeq names its product catenin alpha like 1 (gene CTNNAL1). Bases 74 to 2278 code for a protein of 734 amino acids. Gene Ontology annotation, molecular function: cadherin binding; actin filament binding. NCBI's taxonomy places the organism in Eukaryota, Metazoa, Chordata, Mammalia, Lagomorpha, Ochotonidae. The record is from RefSeq and is a predicted model, not a curated record. The transcript has 19 exons. Gene Ontology annotation, biological process: Rho protein signal transduction; cell adhesion.
AGCUGACGGGCGUGCUGGCGGCCAGAGGGCUCGCGGUGGCGCGGAGUCUGGAUUGCUCGUCGCGCGGAGGACCAUGGCCGCCUCUCCCGGGUCCGCCGGCCUCGGCAGCGCCGGAGCUGUCCACGGCUCUAGCCCGUCGGGCUUUGCCUUCGACUCGGGACUCGAGAUCAAAACGCGCUCGGUAGAGCAGACGUUGCUCCCGCUGGUUUCUCAGAUCACUACGCUUAUUAAUCAUAAAGAUAAUACCAAAAAGUCUGAUAAAACUCUGCAAGCAAUUCAACGGGUUGGACAAGCCGUGAACUUGGCAGUUGGAAGAUUCGUCAAAGUAGGGGAAGCUAUAGCCAAUGAAAACCGGGAUUUGAAAGAAGAGAUAAAUAUUGCUUGUGUUGAAGCUAAGCAAGCAGGAGAAACAAUCGCUGCUCUUACAGACCUAACCAGCUCGAAUCAUCCAGAACCUGGUGGCCAGAUCACAAUUUUUACAGAUAAAGCAGGAGUGAUAAAAGCUGCAAGGUUACUUCUUUCUUCCGUAACAAAGGUUUUGUUGCUGGCAGACCGAGUAGUUAUUAAACAGAUAAUAACAUCAAGAAAUAAGGUUCUUGCAACUAUGGAAAGACUAGAGAAAGUGAACAGCUUUCAAGAAUUUGUUCAGAUGUUCAGUCAAUUUGGAAACGAAAUGGUGGAGUUUGCGCAUCUAACGGGAGAUAGGCAAAAUGAUUUGAAAGAUGAAAAGAAAAAAGCAAAAAUGGCAGCAGCUAGGGCAGUUCUUGAAAAGUGCACAAUGAUGCUUCUCACUGCUUCAAAGACAUGUCUGAGGCACCCCAAUUGCGAAUCAGCCCAUAAAAAUAAAGAGGGAGUAUUUAACCGUAUGAAAGUGGCGUUGGAUAAGGUCAUUGAAAUAGUGACUGACUGUAAGCCAAAUGGAGAGACUGACCCUUCAUCUGUCAGUGUUUUCACUGGAAUUAAAGAAUUCAAGUUGAAUAUUGAAGCUCUCCAAGAGAAUCUUUACUUUCAGUCCAAAGAGAACCUUUCUGCAACCUUGGAGGUCCUUCUGGAGCGUACAGAGGACUUCACGGAUUCUCCCUAUACCAGCCACGAGCACCGAGAGCGCAUCCUGGAGCUGUCGGCGCAGGCGCGAACGGAAUUGCAGCAGCUCAUUUCUGUGUGGAUUCAAGCUCAAAGCAUGAAAACAAAAAGCAUUGCUGAGGAACUAGAAUUAUCUACUUUGAAAAUCAGUCACAGUCUCAAUGAACUUAAGAAAGAACUUCACAGUACAGCGACACAGCUGGCCUCAGAUCUCUUAAAAUACCAUGCCGACCCUGUGGUUCUGAAAGCAUUAAGACUGACUGGACUAGAAGGAAACUUGGAUGCUCUGGCUGAAUAUGCCUGUAAACUCUCUGAACAGAAAGAGCAGCUUGUUGAGACCUGUCGAUUGCUGCGACACGUGUCUGGAACAGAACCUCUUGAAAUAACCUGUAUACACGCAGAAGAGACAUUCCAGGUGACUGGUCAACAGAUCAUUUCAGCUGCUGAGACAUUGACCUUGCAUCCAUCUAGCAAAAUUGCUAAAGAAAACUUAGAUGUAUUUUGUGAAGCUUGGGAAUCUCAAAUCAGUGACAUGUCCACACUACUACGAGAAAUUACUGACGUGUUUGAAGGAAGACGAGGAGAGAAGUAUGGCUACCUUUCACUUCCAAAGACAACGAAGAAUAAUGCAAAUCUCAAACCCCUGAAGACGGACAAGCCUGACUCUGAGGAGCAAGCCAGGGUAGCACGGCUUGGACUGAAGCUCGGGUUGCUCUCCUCCGACGCCGACUGUGAAAUUGAGAAGUGGGCAGAUCGGGAGAAUGACAUUGUUCGGCACGGACGCAACAUGUCCAGGAUUGCCUAUUCUCUUUAUUUGUUUACUAGAGGAGAAGGGCCACUGAAAACUUCCCAGGAUUUAAUACAUCAACUAGAGGUUUUUGCCACAGAAGGUUUAAAGUUUACUUCAAGUAUCCAAGCUUUCUCAAAACAGCUGAAAGAUGAUGACAAACUUACGCUGCUCUUGGAAAUAAACAAGCUAAUCCCUCUGUGCCAGCAACUUCAGACCAUAAUCAAGACAUCACUGCAGAGCAAAGUGCUCCCUAAGGUUGACAAGUGUAUUACAAAGACAAGAUCCAUGAUGGCUCUCUCGGUUCAACUUCUUUCACUUUGCUAUAAACUGAUGAAGAAGCUUCAGACAGAAAAUGUCAGAUGGGGCUCAGUCACUAGUAAAGACAUCGUGGAUGGCAAACCCUGAGAAGAUUCUGGAAUGCAGUCUUUGAAACUUUGUGUGGCAAAACUGACAUCUUAAAGAAGCAAAUGAACUUUCAUAUUUUAAAAAACUCAGCAUGUUUAUAAAGAAAAUACUACUGAAAUCCUACUUUAUUUUCUGGUCAUGAAAUUGGUUGUGAAGCCCUUGACAAUGAAUAAACACCCUGGUAGAAUU